GUGGGCGGUGGCCGCGCUGGGCCUGGCGCCAUUGGGGCGGCUGCAGUGCUGAACCGCCGGCUCUGGGCUUUGCUGCGUAUCGGCUACAACGAGUUCUUCCUGCAACCGAACCGGAACCUGCUCAUGGACGACAGCAAGGAGCAGCGCAUCCUGCGCCACGUGCGGCAGCACGCGCAGCGCGGGGACCCGCAGAGCGUGCUGGACGCCAUCGACAACUACAGCUCGCAGGAGCGAACCAUGUGCCUGGGCAAAAAGAAAGGAGCGAUCAUGGACUCCGUGAUCCAGGAGUACCGCCCCUCUCUGGUGCUGGAGCUGGGAGCCUACUGUGGCUACUCUGCGGUGCGCAUCGCCCGUCUGCUGCCCCCUGGCGGGCGGCUGCUCACCAUGGAGAUCAACCCGGAGUUUUCUGCCAUCACCCAGGAGACGCUGGACAUUGCUGGGCUGCAGGACAAGGUCACCGUGCUGCUCGGGGCGUCCCAGGACCUCAUCCCCCAGCUGAAGCACAAGUACGACGUGGACACAUUGGACAUGGUCUUCCUGGACCACUGGAAGGACCGCUACCUGCCGGACACGCUCCUGCUGGAGGAGUGUGGCCUUCUGCGGAAGGGGUCGGUGCUGCUGGCCGACAACGUCAUUGUGCCAGGGGCUCCUGACUUCCUGGCCCACGUGCGCGGGAGCAGCAGCUUCGAGUGCACACACUACAGCGCCUUCCUGGAGAACAUGCCGGUGGUGGACGGGCUGGAGAAGGCCAUCUACGUGGGCCCAGGCCGCCCGAACUGACCUUGGCCGUGCCCUCUGCCCUGGGUCCCUCCCCAAGCUGGUCCCUGCCAACCCCGCUUCUGCCACUUCGGGAUCUGUCCUCAAAUGCCACGUGUACUCGGGGCCUGGGUCCAGGCCUUGCUGGAUUCCCUGGUUGGUGGCUUCGGACUGAGCAAACUUGGUCCACCGCAAAGGGCUACUGGUCACCACGCAAAGCACCUGCGAAAGCCUAACAAAGGCUGACUCGGAGCAGGCGGGGCCCUGGACAGCGCCCCUGUCUCAGCCAAUGAGACUCCAAUCAGGGCUCUGUAGUCUGGCAGGCAGGCAGGCACCGCCAGGAAGCGGAUGCACCUGCGCGCUGUGGGGCCUUGCACUCAAGAUGUCCACCAGGUGGCAGCACUGCCUCAGCCGCCGCACCAGCAGAGGAAUCUCACCGCACACUUUCGCCUGCCGUGCCUUCACCUCCAUUGUAAUGCACCUGCACCUCUUUCCUGAAGCUGGGUGGCUGUCCUCAUCCUAUCAUGCCAUGUCUGAAUGACGUGUAACAGAAAUUAGAGAUCCAGGUAUUUCAGUACAA
Messenger RNA from Oryctolagus cuniculus (rabbit), 1336 nucleotides. RefSeq names its product catechol O-methyltransferase. Gene Ontology annotation, biological process: dopamine metabolic process; developmental process; catecholamine catabolic process. NCBI's taxonomy places the organism in Eukaryota, Metazoa, Chordata, Mammalia, Lagomorpha, Leporidae. The record is from RefSeq and is a predicted model, not a curated record. Gene Ontology annotation, molecular function: magnesium ion binding; catechol O-methyltransferase activity. Gene Ontology annotation, cellular component: membrane; dendrite; axon.